CACAAUUCCAGAAGACGGGACUGACCAACAGGAGGAGAAAAGCAAGAUGAAUGAUGUGAAGCUUGCUGUCUUGGGUGGGGAAGGAGCAGGCAAAUCUGCCCUUACUGUGAGGUUUCUUACCAAGCGAUUCAUUGGAGAAUAUGCUUCUAAUUUUGAAUCUGUUUAUAAUAAACACUUGAGUUUGGAAGGAAGGCAAUUGAAUCUAGAAAUAUAUGAUCCUUGUUCCCAGCCACAGAAAGCAAAAUUCUCCCUUACAAGUGAGCUUCACUGGGCAGAUGGGUUUGUUAUUGUCUAUGACAUCAGUGACAGGUCUUCAUUUGCUUUUGCAAAAGCACUGAUCUACAGAAUUCGGGAACCACAAAGUAGUCAUUGUAAAAGAGCUAUGGAAUCAGCAGUGUCUUUGGUUGGCAACAAGCAAGAUCUCUGUCAUGUGCGAGAGGUUGGCUGGGAAGAAGGCCACAAGCUGGCCAUGGAGUACCGGUGCCAGUUCUGUGAACUGUCGGCAGCAGAGCAGUCUCUGGAGGUAGAAAUGAUGUUUAUCAGAAUUAUCAAGGACAUCUUGACAAACUUCAAACUCAAAGAAAAGAGAAGACCCAGUGGAUCUAAAUCAAUGGCCAAACUGAUCAAUAAUGUAUUUGGAAAGAGAAGGAAGUCUGUUUAGUAGACAUGUGACCCUAAGGGAUUUAUGUAUCAGAGAGUUUCAAACAUUCACACUGAUAAUUAAAUUUACCCUUUAUAUGCAAUUUAAAAACAAUUCAUUGGAGGUAUGAAAUGAUUGAACAUGAAUCACAGCUGCAUUUUCAGAUAUACAGUUUGCCUUUUUUGACUAUUUCCUGUUCACUGUUCCACAUAUAACCUUUCAUUUAUUGCACAAAAUAACACUCACUAUAUUCUACUGCUAUCCAGUUUAUCUAGCCAAAUAAACUCUGUUUCUGUAAUUUUACUAAACUACCAUUCCAUAUUCUAAAGUUUAUCUUUGUUUUAUAUAGUAAAUUUGAAUAAAACAUGUUUAGACAGCACAUUAUAGGGCUAAAUGUAUCCAUUUAUGGAAGUUCUUGAUCUACUUGGUAGAAAUACAUGAACAUAUUUUUAAAUUUAAUUUAAUUUUUUUUCAGAGGUUUUUGUCUUAG
Messenger RNA from Tupaia belangeri chinensis (Chinese tree shrew), 1130 nucleotides. It is a transcript of the gene RERGL, whose product is annotated as RERG like. Lineage: Eukaryota; Metazoa; Chordata; Mammalia; Scandentia; Tupaiidae. The transcript has 5 exons. The coding region runs from base 47 to 661 and encodes 204 amino acids. The record is from RefSeq and is a predicted model, not a curated record. Gene Ontology annotation, molecular function: GTPase activity; GTP binding.